AUGGAUAGCAACAAUGGUGAUAAAUCAAUGUCUCUCCGCGUCGCCGAUUUCAGUUCAUUACCACAGCAAAUGCUAGCACCUAUUGAAGGCUACGAAAACACGCCACUUGUAUCAAUUGAAGAUGCAAUAAAACCUCUCGAAGAUGAAAUUCUUUUGCUUCCAGCCAGACAAUUUGAAGUUAAAUCCUGUCUCAAUUCUGGUAAUGGACUUCAUAUAAUACACAUUAAAGAAAUAGAUCCAACGUAUCCAUUACUUGAACCCGUUCCUGUACUUCCUUCAAAGACAUCUUCAGGUAAUGAUUCAUUUUGA
Messenger RNA from Rotaria sp. Silwood1, 309 nucleotides. The record is from the annotation of a GenBank genome assembly. NCBI's taxonomy places the organism in Eukaryota, Metazoa, Rotifera, Eurotatoria, Philodinida, Philodinidae.